Messenger RNA from Protopolystoma xenopodis, 1293 nucleotides. The record is from the annotation of a GenBank genome assembly. Lineage: Eukaryota; Metazoa; Platyhelminthes; Monogenea; Polystomatidea; Polystomatidae.
AUGCUUCCUUUCCACCCGGACUCUUAUAUAUGUAGUCGGCCGAACUUUCGGCGUGGUUUCGGGGGUCAAUAUUCGCGUCCAGGUGCAAAUCCCUUUAACUGUCCUGCCAACGGUCUCGCCGGCCCAAAGGGCUUCCCAAAUGCAGACUCUAGCGAGGAUACAUUCACCUGCGAAGGAGCUGAGGAGGGCCAAGUUCUGUCCGACUCAUUCCAGUUGAAACCGUCCACGGCCUCCGAACUCUGGGUUCAAGUGCCAACGGACUCGGCUGUUGACGACCAAAGCCGAGGGCACCGUUCGGCUGAGGAGACUGGUGCGAGUGACUGGUUGGCUUCUGUGCGGCUGCAGGAGGCGAUGCGUUUGGUGGACGGUCACAGGCCGGGGCCACCACGAAGGGAGACGAAGCAGAUCGGCAGUAAACAUGAGGGAAGAGAGGGGGCAGCCAAAAGUAUGGAAGUAAACAACUGCGUUGGUAUCAUCCAAAGUUCGGAUGACAUCGCAUUGGAAAGUGGAUGCCGGCAGAACGAGUGGUCUGGGGCGAAUUCAGCCUGCAAGCCAAUAGCCAUGAAUGGAGAGACGAAAGAACUUUCUCUGCAAACUGACCUUCAUUUCUUCCACCAACAACAUCAGGAACAGCUCCAAAAGCAGCUGCUACAGACAAAGACGAAGCCGCAUCCGCCGAAACGCGGAGAAGAAGAAGCUGCAAGUGGACUCGAAGUGCCUCUGACGCAGAGUCAGGCCGCGGCCCCACAACUCUACUGGCGCCGCAAACAGGCCCGGGAAACCAGACUGGAUCGCGCCUGUCUAGUUUUGGCCCGAAAGAUGCUGAUGGCCUACGUUGCCUGUCCGUCCACGGCACCCGCAAAUCACAAGCAACUUCAGCUACAUCCUCAUCAUCUUCGUCAACACGAUCAUCUUUUGCUCCUGUUUCUAGCGCAUCCCCAGGUCUGGUCAGCCAGCCCAGAGGAAGGGGAUCAACUUAGUCUAGAAGGGAGACUCAAGCAGAUCCUUGAAUUGACGGAGCCUUACGGCAGAGAGGAUGAUGAUAUUGGCGACGAAUCAGCUGAGCAUGGAACAUCAGAACAUGAAGAAGCCAGCCAGCAAGAGGAAUGUCCUGAGCAUCAUUCGAAGAAGCCCGAGAAGGAGAAUGGCUAUUUUCAAGUCCAGAACUCUCUUACGAGUCUAGAUGACACUUCAUCCUUAUCUUCACAAAAUAAUUUAUCCGGGUACGUAUGCUGGGACAUACUUGCCCUGUACACUAGCGGAUGUCAAAAUGCCCUAAUCUUUCAUGCUUAG